Lactuca sativa (garden lettuce) is the source of this 2244-nucleotide messenger RNA. Its product is annotated as dehydratase family. Lineage: Eukaryota; Viridiplantae; Streptophyta; Magnoliopsida; Asterales; Asteraceae. The record is from RefSeq and is a predicted model, not a curated record. Gene Ontology annotation, molecular function: dihydroxy-acid dehydratase activity. Gene Ontology annotation, biological process: branched-chain amino acid biosynthetic process. Gene Ontology annotation, cellular component: chloroplast stroma.
AGGGUUGGUAAGAGCAGCACAACAUAUUUCGCCAUUUGUUUCUCCCAUUUCCCUGAUACUAAGUGACCUUUUACUCAUUCUAGCCUAUCACCUCAACAACAACACGCCGCCUUGCCGCCUUGCUGCCAGCACCUCCGUUGACUUUCAACAAUCUUCACCAUGCAAGCUUCCUUGAUUGCCCCAACUCCCCGCCCCACCAGCAUUCUCCCAUCCACAACUUUCCGACCACUCAUCCCAACUACCCAUAAACCCUACACAUUCUCACCCCGAGCCUCCGCCGCCUCCUCAUCCACAACCGAAACAGUCCCACCACCACCGCAAUCUGUCUCCUCCGUCGACCCAUCAUCAAAACUCAACAAGUUCAGCUCCAGAAUCACCGAACCCAAGUCACAGGGUGGCUCUCAGGCCGUCCUUUACGGCGUAGGUCUCUCCGAUGACGACCUUAAAAAACCCCAAAUUGGUAUUUCAUCUGUUUGGUACGAAGGGAAUACCUGUAAUAUGCACUUACUGAAGCUAGCCGAGGCUGUGAAAGAAGGGGUUCAAGAUGCUGGCAUGAUUGGAUUCAGGUUCAACACUAUUGGGGUUAGUGAUGCCAUUUCAAUGGGGACUAGAGGAAUGUGUUAUAGUCUUCAAUCCAGGGAUUUAAUUGCUGAUAGCAUUGAAACUGUUAUGUCUGCUCAAUGGUAUGAUGCCAAUAUCUCCAUCCCUGGUUGUGACAAAAACAUGCCAGGUACCAUUAUGGCAAUGGGGCGCUUGAACAGACCAAGUAUAAUGAUCUAUGGUGGCACCAUUAAGCCUGGUCAUUUUCAAGGCCACACAUACGAUAUAGUAUCUGCAUUUCAGGUUUAUGGAGAAUAUGUAAGUGGUUCCAUAACUGAUGAACACAGAACAGAUGUGCUUCGUGCUUCUUGCCCAGGGGCAGGGGCAUGUGGAGGAAUGUACACUGCUAACACCAUGGCUUCUGCCAUUGAGGCAAUGGGAAUGUCUCUUCCUUACAGCUCGUCAACACCUGCUGAAGAUCCGUUGAAGUUGGAUGAAUGCCGCUUAGCUGGAAAGUAUAUUCUUGAGUUAUUAAAAAUGGACUUGAAGCCAAAAGACAUAAUUACCCCUAGAUCAAUGCGUAAUGCAAUGGUUACUGUGAUGGCGCUUGGUGGAUCCACUAAUGCUGUAUUACACUUGAUUGCCAUAGCAAGAUCAGUUGGCUUGAGUUUGACUCUUGAUGAUUUUCAGAAGGUUAGUGAUCAAGUUCCAUUUCUUGCGGAUCUUAAACCAAGUGGAAAAUAUGUUAUGGAAGAUGUACAUAAGAUUGGAGGAACACCUGCAAUUCUUCGUUACCUUUUGGAGCUCGGGUAUCUAGAUGGAGAUUGUAUUACAGUCACGGGGAAGACAUUGGCAGAAAAUGCAAAACUUUUCCCUUCUUUAUCCGAAGGGCAGCAAAUCAUAAAAACACCAGAAAACCCGAUAAAGAAAACGGGUCAUCUUCAAAUAUUAUAUGGAAAUCUUGCACCUGAAGGUUCGGUAGCAAAGAUCACAGGAAAAGAAGGGUUAUAUUUCUCUGGUCCUGCAUAUGUCUUUGAGGGGGAGGAAGCCAUGAUUGCAGCCAUCUCUGAAGACCCCAUGAGUUUUAAGGGGAAAGUGGUUGUUAUUAGAGGAGAAGGUCCAAAAGGGGGCCCUGGUAUGCCUGAAAUGCUGACACCAACAAGUGCAAUAAUGGGUGCAGGUCUUGGGAAGGAAUGUGCAUUAUUAACUGAUGGAAGAUUUUCAGGUGGUUCACACGGAUAUGUUGUUGGACACAUUUGCCCUGAAGCUCAGGAAGGUGGUCCAAUUGGUCUAGUGAAAAACGGGGAUGUAAUUACUAUAGACAUCAGCAAGAGGAGAAUGGAUGUUGACUUAACUGAAAAAGAGCUGGAUGAGAGAAGAAAAGCAUGGAAAGCUCCUGCAUAUAAGGCUGAAAGAGGUGUCCUUUACAAGUACAUCAGGAACGUUCAAUCAGCCUCGAAAGGAUGUGUAACUGAUGAGUCAUAGAGGCGAAUUGAGAUUAGGGAAGAAGAUCUAGAGAAUUAUUCCAACUCCGGCUUAUUAUUUAUCUUUGUGUUACAAACAUACUUUUGGUUGUUUUGAGAUUUGAAACUAGAGGAUCUAGACAUUGUGCAAUGGUCCUAGUUAGUUGUAUGUAUCAUGUUCAUUUCAAAUUUUGAAAGCAUUAAAAGAAGUCUUAUAUAAUUCCAAUAAUAAUUUAUGUAA